Molecule: messenger RNA, 1344 nt
Organism: Knipowitschia caucasica
Lineage: Eukaryota; Metazoa; Chordata; Actinopteri; Gobiiformes; Gobiidae
Source: the annotation of a GenBank genome assembly
AUGCACAACAUUAACACUGGUUCAGAAGACUCGGUCCUCAGGGUUCAGAAGACUCAGUCCCCCAGGGUUCAGAAGACUCGGUCCUCAGGGUUCAGAAGACUCGGUCCCCCAGGGUUCAGAAGACUCGGUCCUCAGGGUUCAGAAGACUCGGCCCUCAUGGUUCAGAGGACUCGGUCCUCAGGGUUCAGAAGACUCGGUCCUCAGGGUUCAGAAGACUCGGUCCCCCAGGGUUCAGAAGACUCGGUCUUCAGGGUUCAGAAGACUCGGUCCCCCAGGGUUCAGAAGACUCGGUCCUCAGGGUUCAGAAGGCUCGAUCCUCAGGGUUCAGAAGGCUCGGUCCUCAGGGUUCAGAAGGCUCGGUCCUCAGGGUUCAGAAGGCUCGGUCCUCAGGGUUCAGAAGACUCGGUCCUCAGGGUUCAGAAGACUCGGUCCUCAGGGUUCAGAAGACUCGGUUCUCAGGGUUCAGAAGGCUCGGUCCUCAGGGUUCAGAAGACUCGGUCCUCUGGGUUCAGAAGACUCGGUUCUCAGGGUUCAGAAGGCUCGGUCCUCAGGGUUCAUAAGGCUCGGUCCUCACGGUUCAGAAGACUCGGUCCUCAGGGUUCAGAAGACUCAGUCCUCAGGGUUCAGAAGACUCGGUCCUCAGGGUUCAUAAGGCUCGGUCCUCACGGUUCAGAAGACUCGGUCCUCAGGGUUCAGAAGACUCGGUCCUCAGGGUUUAGAAGACUCGGUUCUCAGGGUUCAGAAGACUCGGUCCUCAGGGUUCAGAAGACUCGGUCCUCAGGGUUCAGAAGACUCGGUCCUCACGGUUCAGAAGACUCGGUCCUCAGGGUUCAGAAGACUCGGUCCUCAGGGUUUAGAAGACUCGGUUCUCAGGGUUCAGAAGACUCGGUCCUCAGGGUUCAGAAGACUCGGUCCUCAGGGUUCAGAAGACUCGGUCCUCAGGGUUCAGAAGACUCGGUUCUCAGGGUUCAGAAGGCUCGGUCCUCAGGGUUCAGAAGGCUCGGCCCUCAGGGUUUAGAAGACUCGGUCCUCAGGGUUCAGAAGACUCGGUCCUCAGGGUUCAGAAAACUCGGUCCUCAGGGUUCAGAAGACUCGGUCCUCAGGGUUCAGAAGACUCGGCCCCCCAGGGUUCAGAAGACUCGGUCCUCAGGGUUCAGAAGACUCGGUCCUCAGGGUUCAGAAGACUCGGUCCCCCAGGGUUCAGAAGACUCGGUCCUCAGGGUUCAGAAGACUCGGUUCUCAGGGUUCAGAAGGCUCGGUCCUCAGGGUUCAGAAGACUCGGUCCUCUGGGUUCAGAAGACUCGGUUCUCAGGGUUCAGAAGGCUCGGUCCUCAGGGUUCAUAA